AUUCGCCUCACUAUUCAGCUAUGACCGUGUUGCAGCUGUCAUACGGGCCUUCUGCGCGUACUGGUGCCCUGCGACGAAUACUCUCCACACAUCUAGAGGAGAUGUCCAUCUCCCUCUGGGAUUUAGACCAACUCAGAGGUUUUCCCAUUGCUGGACGGUUUUAUGAUGAGGUGGUUCCAGCUGCUGAAGAGCUUUCUGCAACAAGCAAAGGGAGUCAACAGAGCUGCCACUAUUUGUUUCUCGCCUACCAUAAGCUUUGCAAGGAAGGUCAAGGGCAGAAAGUGAAGAUAACCUCAUGGAUACGAUAUUGGUAUAGAGGAGCUUUGCGCUAUAAGAGGCCUCCGAACAAAAGCCACAGGAACAAAAGAGAUCCGCCCCCGGAUGCAUUUAAUCCAUCUGGCAAGAUCCACGAGAUUCGACAACGAACUUCUGCAGAUCGCGUAGCAUUUGAUGACUUAGGCAUGGAGGGUGAAGAUAUAGAGCCCACCUAUUUGGCUGCCUUUCUUGCUUGUUGGUUGUGCCUGUUUGUUUUACCCAGAGACGACACUGGUUUGAUUCGUCCGGGAGUAUUCAAAGUUGCCAGAAAAAUGUCACAGGGUGUACAGGUUUGCCUAGCGGUACCAGUACUAGCCAGCAUCUAUCAAGGUUUGAACGAGAUUUCUGUUUCCAGCGAUCCAGGUAAUUGCUCGGCUGCUCUUCCUUUUCAUUAUAUUUAUGCAUGGCUAGCAGAGUACUUCGGCACCCACUUUCAAUCUCCACUUCCCAACGACCUAAGGCCCCGUAUGGUCCGCUUACAGUCCACACCGGUUCAGUCGACAGUUUGGUUAUGUCCAAGACAUUCCUGGCAGCCUUAAGAAUGACAUUCCCACUAGCGUAUUGGCUUUGAUUUAUAAGCAUUGGGAUUCUUGCACCAGAAUGAACACCAAGUGCGUGGUAACGUUGCCAAUCCAGAGUGCUAUCACGGAGUACAUGGUUACCCGAAACUAUGUCGAUUGGUGGUCUAAAGUGUACCAUUCUACACCAGUGAAGGCAACGAAAGAAGCGCCUACUAGUAGACCACUGCAUAAGACUCUGAAAGCAAAAGAAGAUAAGAACGUCACCCGUGCAACACCGCCUCAUCACAAAAAUGUGAUUCCUUGUGAAGUUGAAUGUAGCACCAACGUCCCUGUGCCUCCUAAUAGGACUUUGCUUCCUAGCAGUGAUUGUCAGACUCAUCCGCUCAACAUUCUAGAAGAUGAUGGGGAUUCUUUAGAUUCUCACAUUGCUUUGGCUCAUCCACCUAAGUUGAAAAGACCUGCCAUCAAAGAAAGAAGGCGUAGUGGAAGCAGCGGUAGCAAUAAUAGUGAAGUGCACUUUAAGCGUCGGAAAACUGACACCAGUCUUGGCCCUAUUUACUGUGAUCCCAAUGCUGAGUUCACUCUGAAUACUGACUUUCUUGGUGACAUUUCAACUUCUUCACAACCGAUGCUGCAACGAAAUGAGGGUGCAGAGAUUGAUGGUCAUUCACUUUGGGGGAACGAUGACGCCUCUUCAGAUCCUAUACGUGUUCCUUCUGCAGCGGAACUUGAGGCUUACGCUUUACCCACGAAAGGAAAAUCCAAUGCAAAGAAUGACUCACAGCAAAUUGACCCUACAGGUCCACUCACCAAGGUGCAUCCUCCCAAGCCUCUGAACACCAUAGCCUUUUCUGAGGCCUCUGUUGGUGGAGCUGUUAUUAUAGAUGCUAGUCAAAGACUUCGUGAUAUUCGUCAACAAGCUGCUACCGCAGUUUGUGAACAAAUUGAAGAUAUGAUAAUGAAGCACUCCUCAAAGACCAUUCUUUCCAGCAAGGGGGAACUUGACAAGCUGAUAGCUGAGCUUAGCCAUUAUGGGAUUGAUCCUUCAUCCGUAAGGGGAAAAGUUGAGGGAUUGUUGACUAGUGCUGACCAAUACAACCUGGCACGUCUUUCUUGUUCACGUAAGGCUACUCCAGGCACACGUAAUCAACGUCUGGCUGACACAGAGUCAGAAAUUGCAAAUGUCACUUCAAUUCGUCAAGCUGACUCUGAUCAUCGUCAAUCUGCACUCAAGUCUUUGGAGAAACUAAAGGAGGAGCAACGAAAAUUGGAGCAAACAGUGACUUUACUAGACGAGAGACUUCUACUACAGGAGAAGAAGCUUGUCGACCUAGAAAAAGAGAAGACUCAAAUCCAAGAAACCCCCGAGGUGACCACUGCAGAGCUUGAGACUACAAAAUCAUUGCGAGAUACUUUUGAGAGCCACCGCAAUAGUUUCAAGGGUUUGACUUGGGUGUGAAGAGUUGCUCUCCACUUCUUAGUCUAUGAUGAUUUUUUCACUUUUCUUUAUUACUUGUAAUAAGUCAAA
Molecule: messenger RNA, 2364 nt
Organism: Rosa rugosa (rugosa rose)
Lineage: Eukaryota; Viridiplantae; Streptophyta; Magnoliopsida; Rosales; Rosaceae
Exons: 3
Coding region: 916-2295 (459 amino acids)
Source: RefSeq, a predicted model, not a curated record